GGGGCGGUGCAGCAGCUCCCGGCGGCGGGCCGUUGCCUUUGCCGUGACGGCGGGGGGACGGGGACGCCCGCAGCGGAGCGGACAUGGCGGACGAGGCGCUGUUCCUGCUGCUGCACAACGAGAUGGUGGCGGGGCUGUACCGAGCCGCCGAGCAGGGCGAAGGGGAGAACGGCCGCUGCACCACCAAGCUGGAGAGCAUGGGCUUUCGAGUCGGGCAGGGGCUGAUCGAGAGGUUUACAAAAGAUACAGCCAGGUUCAAGGAUGAAUUAGAUAUUAUGAAGUUCAUUUGCAAAGAUUUUUGGACAACUGUAUUCAAAAAGCAAAUAGACAACCUAAGGACUAAUCAUCAGGGUAUUUAUGUUCUUCAAGACAACAAAUUCCGACUCUUGACACAAAUGUCUGCAGGAAAGCAGUAUUUAGAACAUGCACCAAAGUAUUUAGCAUUUACCUGUGGACUAAUCAGAGGGGGCCUAUCGAAUUUGGGAAUAAAGAGUAUUGUAACAGCUGAAGUUUCAUCAAUGCCCGCAUGUAAAUUCCAGGUGAUGAUACAGAAAAUGUAGAGCAUGUUCAAAUCUGGGUAUCUACCUUAAAAAUCCUCUGUCUGUGGUUUUGCCAUUUUGGUUUGGCUUUGUAUAUAGCAUGUAAAUUAUAGCACUGCACAGCACAAUUCCAAAGCAUAUAAUAAAUGUUUGUUAAAGUAA
This is a messenger RNA of Tympanuchus pallidicinctus (lesser prairie-chicken), 701 nucleotides long. RefSeq names its product trafficking protein particle complex subunit 6B (gene TRAPPC6B). Gene Ontology annotation, biological process: endoplasmic reticulum to Golgi vesicle-mediated transport; regulation of GTPase activity. Bases 84 to 560 code for a protein of 158 amino acids. The record is from RefSeq and is a predicted model, not a curated record. Gene Ontology annotation, cellular component: cis-Golgi network; trans-Golgi network; TRAPP complex. Lineage: Eukaryota; Metazoa; Chordata; Aves; Galliformes; Phasianidae. The transcript has 6 exons.